AUGGCAAAGGAGGUCCAAGACUCACGGAGUGGCGAAAUAAAGCAAACAGCUGGGGAUCUUGAUGAAUUUAUGACCAAGGUAAGAAGGGGUGCUCGUGUUUCAAAUGAUGAAAUUUUAGGCUUUGCCAAGUUGUUCAAUGAUGAGCUCACUCUGGAUAACAUCAGCAGGCCUCGAUUGGUAAACAUGUGCAAAUACAUGGGUAUCGGCCCAUAUGGUACAGAUGCGUACUUGCGUUAUAUGCUUCGGAAGAGACUUCAAAAGAUCAAGCAUGAUGAUAAGAUGAUUCUAGCAGAGGGUGUGGAGUCCCUUUCGGAGGAGGAGCUCCGUCAAGCAUGUCGAGAUCGGGGCUUACUUGGGUUGCUUUCAGUUGAUGAAAUGCGGCAACAGUUAUGUGAGGCUCUUAUGUCUCUUUGGGAUGGGGGUCUCAUUUCCCGUGAAGGGAUACCUGGUUUUCUUACCAUGUUAAUCUAA
This is a messenger RNA of Ilex paraguariensis (yerba mate), 471 nucleotides long. The record is from the annotation of a GenBank genome assembly. Lineage: Eukaryota; Viridiplantae; Streptophyta; Magnoliopsida; Aquifoliales; Aquifoliaceae.